CACGCUGCAGAGGAUGAAGUCUGCCGCAGGCGGCGCUGCUGAUCCUCCAUCAUCAGCAUCAUCAGACAAUAACGCAGGAAGGAGGAGGCAGCAGCAGCAUCGGGCUCCCUCACCGGCUGCAGCCCAGGAACGGGCCACCAAGCGAGCCUCCGGACACCCAGGCAAGUGCAGGUCGUCACUCGCCGCGCGAAGGGGCAGCGACAUCGGGGUGAAGGAGAGCCCGAGGGCCGCUGACGGGAGGAAGAGGGAGCCCGAGAGCCGCGGCUCGGCAGCUGUUCAGCCCGAUGGUGCUGAAGCUGGUGGAGUGAGACCAAAUAGGGCGGAUGCCUUCGAAGAAGAUCCGGCACAUCCUCCAUCACCGGCCCGUCGCGCCGCUUUACACCCACCCCGCGUUAAAGGCGACUCCGGACCGAGUUUACUGUCGUCUGUCUACCCGGAGAAAGUGAGACCGGCAGACAGGGGCAUCCACCACCGGGGGAGAGGCGGCUUGUCAGGCCUCGGUUCGGUUUUGUUGAGAGGAGGAUGCUUACAGGCUGAGCUGAUCCACUUCCAUCUGCACAAGAAACUCAAGAGAAGCGGUGCAAGGAUGCAAACCAAGGCGGACAAGGCUGGGAUGGAGGAGGCCGCUCAGGGAGAGCCGGAGCCGGCUGCGGAGGCCACAGAGGCGGGGUCCGUGACACAGCAGGAUGACCAGGCCUUCCUGGACGAGAUGGAGAGGCUGCUGGAGGAAAACGACGAUCUCAAGUGUGAGAUUGAGGAGAUGAGGACCGAGAUGGACGAGAUGAGGGACACGUUCUACGAAGAGGACACUUGUCAGCUGCAGGAGAUGAGACGUGAGCUCGAGAGAGCCAAUAAAAACUGCCGGAUCCUGCAGUAUCGCCUGAGGAAGGCCGAGAGGAAGAGGCUGCGCUACGCCCAGACGGGAGAGAUUGAUGAGGAGCUGCUCAGGAGUCUGGAGCAGGACCUGAAGGUGGCGAAGGAUGUGUCCGUGAGGCUGCACCACGAGCUGGAGAAGGUGGAGGAGAAGCGCACCAAGACGGAAGAGGAGAAUGAAAAACUGAGGCAAAAACUCAUAGAGGUUGAGGUGACCAAACAAGCUCUGCAGAAUGAACUUGAAAAAAACAAGGAGUCUCAGAAGAGAAGAGGAAGCAAAGACGUCCUGAAGACGGAUAAGAAAGCAGCACAAACUCCUACUGAGGAGGACAACGAGGACCUCAAGUGCCAGCUAGCGUUCAUCAAAGAGGAGGCCGUAAUCAUGAGGAAGAAGACGGCCACGAUCGACAAAGAGAAGGACCAACUGGAGCAAGAGCUGCAGAAGUACCGCUCCUUCUACGGAGAACUGGACAGCACCCAUCCCAAGGGAGAGGCUGGGGGCCCACCCACCACCCGCGAGUCAGAACUGAAGCUACGGCUCCGCCUGGUAGAAGAGGAGGCCAACAUCCUUGGGAGGCAUGUAUUAGGAAACACAACAGGUGGAGAGAUAACAGCAAUGAUCCAUGGGGCUUCAAACUGGAAGGAAUUCUGA
Platichthys flesus (European flounder) is the source of this 1525-nucleotide messenger RNA. RefSeq names its product protein SOGA3-like. The record is from RefSeq and is a predicted model, not a curated record. The transcript is spliced from 5 exons. Bases 14 to 1525 code for a protein of 503 amino acids. Lineage: Eukaryota; Metazoa; Chordata; Actinopteri; Pleuronectiformes; Pleuronectidae. Gene Ontology annotation, biological process: regulation of autophagy.